AUGACUUCCGUUGACCCUACCAUAGCCUCCACAGUUACCGUUGCUAACACAUCGAAACAGGCUUGGGACUCUUUGCCACUGCCUGUGCAAACAAAUGAACUUGCUACUGCAGGUGCCUCUGUCACUAAUUCCGAACUCAAUGUCAAAAUCCUCAGUGGACUUGGCCCUGAGUUUCGUGGGAUCUCAGGUGCCAUAUGGGCACGUGACACUACAGUUACCUAUGAAGAACUAUAUGAAAAGUUUCUUGACCAUGAGCUCUUUCUUCGACAUGAGGAAGCUAAGAAAACCCCUGGUCCUAUCACAACAGCGGUUGCCACUCACAACAAGUCAAACUACAACUCCAACAGUAGCAACAAUCGCUGCCAAUACUACUACUACAACAACAACAACAACAACAACAACAACUCUCAACCAUGGAGCAAGAAUACUCGCCCCAAUACUGCCAGCCAAUAUCAUCCCCCAAACAAUAACACCACUGUUGUUAUUCCUUGUCAGUUAUGCAACAAGAUCGGACAUAUUGCAAGUGUUUGCCGAUCCAAGUCAUACAAUCACUUUGAGGCUAAAGCCAAUUACAUCACAGGCUUCAACACUACUGCUAACCCGUGGAUAGUUGAUUCUGGUGCAACACAUCACAUCACAAAGGAGCCGCAUAACCUACAACCAUACCACAGUAAUGAGGAUGUCUCCAUGGGCGAUGGUAACAAAAUUCUCAUCUCACAUACUGGUUUUACUCAGUUAUAA
Nicotiana tabacum (common tobacco) is the source of this 741-nucleotide messenger RNA. NCBI's taxonomy places the organism in Eukaryota, Viridiplantae, Streptophyta, Magnoliopsida, Solanales, Solanaceae. The record is from RefSeq and is a predicted model, not a curated record.